AUGCAGUGGAACAGUCCGGCAGAAGUGUGCCUCAAUAUGUGUGUAGCUGUAUUUGCGGCUUAUGCUGGUAGUUCGGAGAAUUUUGAUGAUGAGCUUUUUCCUGAAUUGUUGGUCUAUGGCGUGACGGAUUUGAAAUACAGUGCUCGAAUAUGUUUGUCUCCAGCGGCGCAAAUUUUGGAAUAUUCAUUUUUUGCAAUCUUCUUCGUCUAA
Gongylonema pulchrum is the source of this 210-nucleotide messenger RNA. Lineage: Eukaryota; Metazoa; Nematoda; Chromadorea; Rhabditida; Gongylonematidae. The record is from the annotation of a GenBank genome assembly.